Molecule: messenger RNA, 3525 nt
Organism: Phytomonas sp. EM1
Lineage: Eukaryota; Euglenozoa; Kinetoplastea; Trypanosomatida; Trypanosomatidae
Source: the annotation of a GenBank genome assembly
AUGAUGCGCCGUAGAACCCCCUGGUGGAGAUCCAGUGCGUGCCGCAGUGCGACAAAACAAAAUGAUUCCUUAGCCCUCGCCCUGUUCGAAUUGCGUCGCCAUCUAAAAACCCUCGACGUGCGUGAGUACCGUCCCCUCGGCACUCCGAUUGAGUUUCGCUUCUACCAACGCUACACCAACCACCCAAAUCGGCAAUCCGGCAUCCAAUUUCUCACACAUUACAACACCCACCAACGGUUUCGCGUGAAAAAGGACUACAUCGACUAUAUGAAUUGGGGUAAGGAACAAGGGCAGGCUCGGCUGCCACACCGACAUCAACGCGUUGCGUUUGAUUUUCAUGACGAUCUGCACCCCACACUCGUCGAUAGCGAGACCACCGAGUGGUUCCGAGAGCAGGAUCCCACGAUGGGCCGUCAUCCGGACCUCACCACCAGCUUUGAUCCCAAUAAAAAAGUCUUUUCCCACCCGGAGCACUGGAAUAAGAUGUUUUCCAAGCGUCGACCGGGUGAAGGGGAUAUUAAACUCCACGCGUUGGAUUCUAAGAGUCUUUUAGGGCCCCUCGUCACCCAAACCGAUACGCAGGAGGUAUCCUACUUCCACAUGAACACGCAAGGCCCCACGCACGGCAAGGUGCCAGGGAUAAAUGCACCUUUUUUAGGGGAAUUCGAUCGGAAGAUGAUGCAGGCGAUGUCGUACCCGCUAAACAAAUACAACACCCUCACUGCGAACGACGGCCGCUUCUCGAAGACUAUUUUUAUCAACGAACCGCGUCGUCAUCAAUGCCUAUCGACCAAGCUGGCAAAGCACCUCAACCUGGUGAUUGAUCAGACCACCAACGCGGUGUAUAGCAAGCUAACGGUCCUCACCGCGGCGCAGUCGGGGCUUACCGAUUUUUUCUGUGGUGGUCUAGAUCUCGAGGAGGUUGGUUUUGAUGUGAACAUGGCCGUGUUACUGCGAAGGCGUGCGGAAAGUUUGAAAAGCCAGGGCGACAGCAAAAACGCCGCGGAGCGGGAACGGCUGUUGCAGGAUGCCAACCGUCAUCAGGAUCGCGCCGAUGAAGCGCUACGCGAACACGCCGCGCUGAUCUGGCGAGCCUACACCGCCCCUCGACCGUUUAUGACGUUGGUGAAUGGAAAAUGCCGCGGCACCGGCUGUGGGCUCGCGCUCGCGGCGAAGUUCUGUGCGUUACGCGACGCGACGGAGUUUAUUUUUGACGGCCCCCACAUCGGCCUCACGCCGUAUGGCGGGAUCACGCACCUUUUGGCUCGUCAAGAAACCUCGUUGAAGUUUCCCGGGCUCGCGGAGUUCGUGCUGCUCACGGGCACCUCUCUUUUCGCGGGCGAUGUGCUUCGGUUAGGGUGGACCGAUCUCUUCACCUCUUUGCCGGAUAUGACGUUUCAUAUCAAAGAGUGGUUUGAUAACUCCGAGCAUCUGCAUAACGACGCGGUGGCCUGGCAACUCGGACACCUCUUGGAGAGCUGUUUUAAGAUGAAGGAUGCGCACAGCUCGGCGAUGGAGCGAUCGGCGAUCUCGCCCACCCGCGCGCGAUGGAUUGAAGACGCCUUUGCGGAUCAACCAUCCGUCGAGGGGAUCCUCACGUCGCUUGGUGGGAUCGAAAAACUCGAGCUGGGGAGUCCGCAUAACACCAUGGAUGGCUGCUUCACCACACCGUACACGCUCGCCAGCGUGGCGGAUGGGGUGAAAAAGUUGGAAUCCUCGCAGCUACGUUAUACGCUCUCACCGUGGACGAUCACGCCGCCGGAGGAGGAGGCGGCGGCUCGACAGGCAGGGGAUAUCUUCCUCUCCUACGUCCUCGAAAGUCGUGGAAGCCGCGAGGUGGUGGUGCAUCGGGAUCGCGAAAAACUCCAGCGCUGGAAGCGACAACGGGAAGAGGAGUAUCUGAGGUACCGUGAGCUCCAAUCGAGCUGUUAUCUUCGGCACGUCUACGCGCGCCUGGAGGGGUGCGAGAACACCUUGGUAAGUUUUGAUUUUGACUUCGAUUUCCAAGCGAACGCCGGGAAGGCCGCCGACGCGGAUGAAUUGCGCGCCAUUACCUUAAAUCAGCUCAAACAGGCCGUCCUGAACGCCCUGAAGAUGCCCUCGACUCGUGCGAUUGAGUUGGGGUGGUAUCUCCCCACCCUUGAUACCGCCCACGUCCGCUCCGAUGCGGAGCUCCAGGUCGUCCUCCACAACGACACCGGUCUGGAGGAUAUCGCGGAGAACCUCCAGUACCCCCCGGUGUAUUUCAUCGUGAAACGGGUGAAUCUUUAUUUCUCCGAGUGGGCCUACGCGGUGAAGCAUCAGAUGCUCCUUCAGUCGCCUUUCGCCCUGAAGGCGAGCUUUGAGCUCCUCAAGGAGGUUCGACGGGACGCCACGACGUCGCAACAGCCUUGUCUCCUGGAGGAGGCGUUAGGGAUGGAGUAUAAAUAUUUCGUGCGCUGCAUGCAACGCCCGGACUUCUUCGACGUCGGCCAACACACCCUCAAGUCGGCCGAGGCCUGGGGGGCGAUCAAGGAAGCGCGGGAACGCCAAAUCCACCAAUCCCACCUCCCCAUGCGCCCCCUUCCCGAUUUUGAGGCGGUGUUUGAGCGGGAGGUCGAGCUCGAUGGGCAUUUCUUUCGGCUACGACCACGGUGGUCGCCGCCGACGCUGCAGGAGGUAUCCAAAGACGCGAUCGAGCGGCUGCGGGAGCCGCUUCAUUUCGCGCACGACGGGGUCGUUUCGCUCUGCGCGCGCACGCACUGCGGGAAGUCGAAGUUCCUCGACGGCAUGAUCGAGGAUGCAGGGGGGUUGGAGCUCGUCCACGAGCUUGGCGAGCUCGACAAGGAAGGGACGCCGAAGGUGGCGCCGUUGAAGGGGAAUGCACACGUGCCGAAUAAUGUGAACUUCUACGAGAUGGCGCGUCAUCCGUGGGAGGAUACGCCCUCCUCGUGGCGUCGAAACGGCUUCACCGAGGGCUCGAAGGAGUACUUCGAGGCGCAAUACAAGGAAGCGGAGCGGGCGGUGUACGACGAAGAAGGCAGCGGUGCGUAUUCCUACUGGCCGUCGAAAGACGCGAUCGAAUCCACCCACAGCGAGGUCGAAGAGCGGGGCGCGAGGCUGCUCGAAAAGCGGCUUUAUGGCGAGUUGGAACGUGCGAAACGCGGCGUCGAGCCGUGGGCCUCCAAACUCCGCGAAAAGGCCCUGGAAGGGAAGUUGCAGUACCGCGUCGAGAUCGCAACACAGGAGGAGAAGAUCUACGACGAUGAAUACUACCGUUGGUUCAUUACCCCAGGGCAUCACCCGAAUCCGUCGGGGCUCACGCUUGGUCGUAAAAAGACCUCCGCCAAAAGCAAUGAGGAUCGUGAGCUGGAGCAGUUUUUGAGUACUCUCAUCGCGGGCGGCACCCCAAAUGAGGCCCUUGGGAACAGCAACCCCGACGACGCCGAAGACGUCGAGAGUGAAUUCCUGGAUAGCGAUACCCUGGACCCGGUAAGGGAAAAACCAAACGAGGAGUUGGUUGAUCCUACCAAUGAGUUGCCCUAG